Messenger RNA from Stylophora pistillata, 489 nucleotides. RefSeq lists its product as uncharacterized. Gene Ontology annotation, molecular function: nucleic acid binding. Gene Ontology annotation, biological process: DNA integration. The record is from RefSeq and is a predicted model, not a curated record. Lineage: Eukaryota; Metazoa; Cnidaria; Anthozoa; Scleractinia; Pocilloporidae.
AUGGCCGAUUUACCAGAAGAUCGCGUGCUGGCCGAGAAGCCACCUUUUACAUCAGUGGGCGUGGAUUAUUUUGGCCCAUUCCAAGUCCAUCGAGGGCGGAGUCUCGUGAAGAGGUAUGGCGUAAUCUUCACAUGUCUAGCAAUCCCUGCCGUGCACCUUGAAAUUGCACAUGGCCUAGGUACGGACUCGUUCCUAUUGGCUUUGCGACGUUUCAUUGCAAGAACAGGCCAAGUGAAGCAGAUCUACUCGGAUAACGGGUCAAAUGUAAUUGGUGGUGAGAAGGAGCUGCGUGACGCUAUUUCAGAUUGGAAUCAGGAAAAGAUACACAAUUCCCUGUUCCAAAAGGACAUCAAAAUUAAUGGUACUUCAACCCUCCCUAUGGUUCCCACUUUGGAGGUAUUUGGGAGAGAUGCGUCCAAACCAUUCGGAAGAUUCUACAAGCGCUGCUGCGAGAGCAAACUAUGGAUGACGAGAGCCUGGCCACUUUAA